Ramularia collo-cygni is the source of this 450-nucleotide messenger RNA. RefSeq lists its product as uncharacterized. Lineage: Eukaryota; Fungi; Ascomycota; Dothideomycetes; Mycosphaerellales; Mycosphaerellaceae. The record is from RefSeq and is a predicted model, not a curated record. The transcript has a single exon. Bases 1 to 450 code for a protein of 149 amino acids.
AUGGCUUCCACCUUGGCGGCACUCACUUCGAUCACUUCGUUCCUAGCUCAUGCCUACUACCUCACCGGCCGAACCUACCACUCACUUCCCGAUCGGAUCCCAGGUCUCCGCAACGCCUUCACAGUCUCGCCUACCCGUGAGCUGCCGGACCUCAUCACCAUCUUCGGGAUGGUGGAAGGGAGGCUUCUGUGUGCCCAUGCGGCAAUGCUGGGUGGAGACGAGUACCUGUUGAUCAAGCAACUGUACGUUGCGAACGAGCUGAUCUACGAGGCCUGGUGGAAGGUCUCCUGGCUGGACAGGGCCGUUGCGAACGGGCCCGGAGAUGGGGAGGAUGAUGAGUUGUGUGAGGACGUCGACGACAGCGGGGAGGAGUUCGAGAAGUGGCGGGCUGCAUUGCCAAAUUGUUGUGGUACGCUGAUGCUUGCUGAAGAUGAGGCUUUGAUGAAUUGA